AUGUCACCUCGAUUUAACAUGGACGACGACGCAGCGUCCCUCGUUUCCUCGCAAGAUUCAAUCACGGGGAUGGAGUUUGUUCAAAGAGCCAACCAAAUGAUGGCCGAUACGAAAAAACGUCGUGAUGCAAAGCGUAACAAGAUUGAAAAUGAGCGGGCUCAGCGCAUCAAGGAUGUCAAGAAGAAGCUUGGUGUUUUGUAUGAGAAUAGGAAAACUCAGAGAAGCAAAAUUCAAAAGGCUCAAUGGAAACAACUCUCCACCCUUAACACCAGGCGUCAAGAUCUUGAACGUCAGAUUCUCGACAGCAUGGCAGUCAUCGAGGGCAGCACUUUGAUCAUGGUUCGAGAAUUGAAUGCUGUUCUCCUUGGUCGUUUGGAUGCUAUGAGGAGUCUUGCCGAUGCCCAGUCUGCUACUUGA
Sclerotinia sclerotiorum 1980 UF-70 is the source of this 417-nucleotide messenger RNA. RefSeq lists its product with no specific name. Lineage: Eukaryota; Fungi; Ascomycota; Leotiomycetes; Helotiales; Sclerotiniaceae. The transcript is spliced from 3 exons. The record is from RefSeq and is a predicted model, not a curated record. The coding region runs from base 1 to 417 and encodes 138 amino acids.